Molecule: messenger RNA, 633 nt
Organism: Cladophialophora immunda
Lineage: Eukaryota; Fungi; Ascomycota; Eurotiomycetes; Chaetothyriales; Herpotrichiellaceae
Exons: 2
Coding region: 205-633 (142 amino acids)
Source: RefSeq, a predicted model, not a curated record
GAGGUGGCCUGAUCUACUUCGUCAGGGAUUUCGAUCCAUCAUCACAACUUCUCCUCUCAACCAAUUCCAACCUUUCUUCUUCAUACAUCGGAAGCAAUUUGCACGACGGCCCAUCUUGUUAACAAAUGCGACACCAUCCAUGUACCGAGCGAAUCUCUGGGCGGCGCCAAUGGCGAGAAAGCCACCGUCCAUUGGUCGCAAACGAUGAUGUCGAGGACCGAAGAGUACUGGUUGUGCAAGUACACCGUCGAGUCUGGCAGCGAGUCCUCUUUCUCCCACAGGCAGCAAAAUGGCACCCGGGUGCUGACUGUAUCACCAGGCGCUGCAGAGGGCCAGAUCUACGCGCAAGCCAGCAAACUCGAGGAAUUCCGGCAGAAGAAGAACGACGGCAAGGACUUCACCUUCGUGGUGGAUGGGAGCUUUCAAUACGGUCAAGACAAGGCAAUGACAACGCGCUUCCCGUUCUACCACGACAAAACGAACAAGCCAUACCAGCACCGUUUCGUCGAGAAUACCUACACCGGGCCUGGUGGCAAGGCGGUUGAUUUUCUCACAGGCAUGGGGUUCAAGUAUGCGAGUAGUAUCGAGGACAAUACCCGCCACUUUGCUGGCCACUACCUUCAUGACUUCUAA